AAAAAAGAUAACUGAAGGAUGGCUACAGCAUUAGUUUCUGCAGGAUAAUCAAUAAGUAAAAUGGUCUUAUUCAAAGGUUUAGUUGGAACUUAUGUAUAAUAGGAUAUAGAGACAAGAUUGUAACAAGAUGUGUAUAAAAAGUAAAUAAGAGUCAGAGAAUUUUUCACUGAUUUUGAUCGAUUAAGAAAGGGUUGGGUAACAGAAGAUAAGGUAAUGUAGAAUGAUUGAUUUAUAGUUUCGUUCUGCACUAUCUAUGAUCAAUUUUCAUUUUACUAAGGAUGAUAUUGAAGAGAUCAUUAGAAGAUAUAAACUAAAUGAUGGUUUAGUUUAAUAUACAACAUUCUGUAACAAACUUGAGGAAUAAUUUUUGAAUAAUGAAGCAAAGGCUUAAGUAUUUUAAGCACCUUAAGUAUGAAUUUAUUAGAUUUAGAUUUUUAAUUCAGAUGAGGAAGACACUGUAAAAAGAUUGAUGCAAGCAAUAAAAAGAAAAAUAGCUACAAAAAGAAUAUUCUUAAAACAGCCAUUUUAAGACUUUGAUAGGACUGCAUGCUCUCAUAUCACAAUUGACUAAUUUUCAAGAGUAUUAAAUUAAUUAGGAUUAUUACCAAAAGAUUAAUAUUUGCAAUUGUUAAUAAGACAAUAUAUUGAUAACGGAAAUCCUAAAGAAGUUAAUUAUGUAAAAUUUUGUGAUGAUGUUGACAAUGUUUAAGAAAUGUUAAGUGGAGUAAUAACAGGAAUUAAAUAGAAUCCAAAAGAUGUAAGAUAAUAAAUAAUAAAUUAAUUAGAUUCACCCUGAUGAUGAUUUUAUAGAGGAUAAAGAAGGAUUAGAUUUGAUUUCAACUUUAUUUACAUCAAAAAAAUUGACAGAUAAUAUAAAUACAUUAAAUUAAGUAUUAAAAAAGAUCUAAGGUGAUGUUGUAAUGAAAAGAAUUAGAAUAAGAGAAUUUUUUAAGGAUUUUGAUUCUUUGAGAAAAGGUUUAGUAACAGAAUCAUAGGUAUGAUAUAAAUAAAUUAAUUAAGUUUGCUAGAAUUUUACAUAUUUAAAAUAUUCCUGUUUCUGAAAAAGAAAUAUAAAUAUUAUUAAAUUAAUAUAAGAUUGAUAAGAUUCCAAAUGGUUAAGUGGAUUAUAAUCAAUUUUGUGAGGAUGUUGAUAAAAUAUUUACAUUGAAAGGAAUUGAUAAGGAACCAUAAGCAUAAGUUCCUUAAAUCGAUGAUUCUACAACAUUACCUGCAAGAAGAAGAUAUUUAUAGAUGACAGAAUAGGAAGCUAUUUAAUUAGAUGAAUUACUUAUGAAAUAUAAAUAAGCAAUUUAAAAUAAGAGAGUUUUAUUGAAACCUGUUUUUGAAGAUUUUGAUAAAACAAAAUAGGGAUAUAUUACAACUAAUUAAUUUUUAAGAAUAUUAAAUUAAUUUAAUUUAUUUCCAGAUCCAGUUUCAUUAAAUUUAUUAUUAAAAAGAUUUGUUGAUAAGGCUAAUUUGAAUGAAGUUAAUUACUAUGAUUUUUGUAGAAUUGUAGAUUAAUCAGAUGAAGGUGUUGCAAUAAGUAGAUCACAUGCAGAUGCAUUUAAAAAUUAUGUUAAAUCAGAUAAUUUAAGUUAAGCAUUUAUAAGAAAUGAUUAACCAAAUGAUUUUGAGGAUUUAAUGGCUAAAUUAAGAAGAAUAGUAAAAGAAUAAAGAUAAAGAAUAGCAGAAUUUUUAAGAGAUUUUGAUAAAUUAAGGAGUGGAACAAUAACAAUAACUUAAUUAAGAAAAGGUUUAAGUAUGGCUAAGAUAUUUCUUUCAGAUGCAGAAUUUUAAUUAAUUUUAAAUAAUUUUGGAUGUAAAGAUAAACAAGGAUUUGUGUUUUGGAAAGAAUUUACUGAUUAAGUAGAUUAAGUAUUUACAACUAAAAAUUUGGAGAAAGUAAGUCCAUCAGAAGAUGUUCCAUUAAUGUCUACUUAAUAUAAUUAUGGUAGAGUAUCUAUUACAGAAAGAGAUAGAUAAGUAGCUGAAGUUGUGAAAAAGAAAUUUUAAUAUUUUUGUAAAGCAACAAGACUUGAUAUAAAAUAAUUCUUUUAAGAUUGGGAUAAAUUAGGAAGAAAUAAAGUAUCACCUAAAUAGUUUAGAUAAACUUUAGCAACAGUUAAUUUUAUUUUAUCAGAUGAAGAAUUUUAAGCAGUUGUUAAAAUUUAUGCUGCUGAAGAUGAUGGUGAUAUUAGAUAUGUUCAAUUUAUAAAUGAUACUUAACCACCAUUAGAAAUAUAAACAGAAUCAGGAGCAUCUUAAGCUUAUGUUGGUGUUAAACCAAAAGAAAAAGAAAAAGUAAUAAUUUUAUAGAUAAACAAUUAGUUAUAACCAUCUGUGUUAUUAGAAUAGAUUAAAGUAGCUGUUAAGGUUAAGAGACUUAGACUUGGAGAUUAUUUUAAGGAUUUUGAUCCUUUAAGAAAAGGACUUAUGCCCACUAAUAAAUUUAGAGGAGUUCUUAGUCAAAUGAAAAUAGAUUUAGAUUAAGAAAGUUUAGAUCUUUUAGAAACUAUGUAUGUUGUUCCUGAAGAUCCUAUCAGAGUUAAUUAUGCUAAAUUUAUUGAAGAUGUUGAAAUUGUAUUUACUAAAACUGUAAUUCAUUAUUUUACAAUUUUAUUUAGGGAUUAGAUAAAGAUCCUUUAAUGAAACCACCUGUUCAUAUUAUACCAACAUUCCUUGAUCCUAGAGAUGCUUUAACUUAAGAAGAAGAAGAAGCUUUACAUGCUAUUAUGUUAAGACUUGGUGAAGUUGUAAGAAAACAUAGAAUCUUACUUAAACCUCAUUUCUAAGAUAAAGUUUUGUAUUAUUAUAUAUUUUUAGGAUAAAACUAAAUCCGGCAAAAUUACAUUCACUAGAUUUAGAUCUAUUAUGGACUUUCACAAAUUACCUCUAACUGAUGAUUAAUUCAGAGUUAUUUGUAAAAGGUUUUACUUUUUUUAAUUAUUAUUAUAGAUUUGCAUAUUAAGGAAUAGAAUUCAAUUAUGUUGAAUUUGAUGAAAUCUUAAAAAAGUAUGAGAACUUUUAUCAAUGA
Molecule: messenger RNA, 3034 nt
Organism: Paramecium sonneborni
Lineage: Eukaryota; Ciliophora; Oligohymenophorea; Peniculida; Parameciidae
Source: the annotation of a GenBank genome assembly